This is a messenger RNA of Dissoconium aciculare CBS 342.82, 993 nucleotides long. RefSeq names its product TRAPP I complex. The transcript has 4 exons. Gene Ontology annotation, biological process: endoplasmic reticulum to Golgi vesicle-mediated transport; intra-Golgi vesicle-mediated transport. The coding region runs from base 148 to 741 and encodes 197 amino acids. Lineage: Eukaryota; Fungi; Ascomycota; Dothideomycetes; Mycosphaerellales; Dissoconiaceae. The record is from RefSeq and is a predicted model, not a curated record. Gene Ontology annotation, cellular component: cytosol; TRAPP complex; cis-Golgi network membrane.
AAUGCAAGACGAUCGCUAAUCACACCUUCCUCGAAUUCUGAUCGUUGUCGACACUCAGGAAGCUGCGUCGUACUCUAGCGGCAUGCGCUGAGAAAUAUACAAAGCGCGCCGACAAGUAUCGCGCGCUGAAGUGAGAAUCUCGCCAAGAUGGCUUCCAAAGCGGCUCGACUGGGCGAAGAAGUCUGGAAAUCCCGUGUGGAGAAGAUCAACGCUGAAGUAGUCACACUUACCUACGGUACCAUCGUCGCACAACUAUGCCGCGACUUGCUGCAACCUCACAGUGCCACGAAGACGGACUACGCCGCUGUGAAUGCCGAGCUGGAACGCAUGGGAUACAACAUUGGCUUGCGCUUGAUUGAGGACUUCCUCGCCAAAGCCAGCACUGGCACCUGUCAAAAUUUUCGGGACACUGCGGAGCUUGUGUCCAAGGUUGGUUUCAAGAUGUUUUUGAAUGUCACACCAGCGGUGACACAGUGGAGUGGCGACGGCAAGGCUUUCACAUUGGUGUUCGAGGAGAAUCCUUUGGCGGAGUUCGUGGAGUUGCCGGACGAUGGACGAGCACAGGAGGAGCUGUGGUACAGCAAUAUAUUAUGUGGAAUCUUGAGAGGAGCAUUGGAAAUGGUCCAAAUGCAGGUCGAUGUUCGCUUCACAAGCGAUGUGCUUCGAGGAAAUGACACGACUGAGAUGCGCGUUACGCUAUUACGAUUCCUCGAGGACGAAUUACCGCCGGAUGAUGACUGAUAUCUAGUUAUAGAAAACCAGGUGAUGUUCCUUAUGAUGCUAGAGAAAGAUUCAAGUCUCGUGAUGGCCUCCAACAUGGGAAGGUAACGAGCAGGGUAGUUGAUGUCCGGCUAUGGUUUUGUGGCAUUCAUCCUUCGACAGUUUAGUGACGUCUGAGCCAAGGAGGAUCGCUCUUCCCAGACACCCAUACAGAUUACACCUCAAAACCUCUUCCAAUCAAGUUGAAUCCUGAAGCCUCCUCGAUUAGGCAGA